AUGUCGCCGAAGAGGGGUUCCCGUGCGGACAACUGCAACAAAUGUACUCUUGAUAACAAGAGUCUAGCCUCGCACCUGCCCGACGUGGCAUUGAGAUCAUGGAGUCGUGAACGACUCUACGUCUCUAAUAUUGGCGACUUCUGCGUCCAUUGCCCAGUAAAGCCCCAGAAAAGGAUCGAUUUCGACAUUUUUACGCCCAGAGAGCGUUUGCAGGAUCAGCGCAACGGAUAUGCUCAGAUCUCACAGGGAGGAUGGAUUACAGCAGAUAAGAGCGAGCUGGAACAAGAAUCAAACGCAAGUCGCAGUGCAGGGCAUGAAAAUGAGAUAAGGGAUACCCAUGCUCGACUCUGUUACUAAUAACACAAGCGCAUUGAUCUGCCUAACUUCUUUUCGGCUUCCUAUAGGACUUAGUUAUCUAUAGUUGUUCAACCAGCAUCGAUCAUGCAACGUCCUGACGCGAUCAGCGGUGCGGGAUGUAACACGUGCGAACUCCCACACGUUGAGGCGCGCCGCAGGGACAGUGUGUCAUCGCAAGACGCAGUAGGGGGAGCAAUGCCGAUUGAUACAACCUAUACGUUCCAUUCCAAUAAUGCCCGUUU
Molecule: messenger RNA, 599 nt
Organism: Cylicocyclus nassatus
Lineage: Eukaryota; Metazoa; Nematoda; Chromadorea; Rhabditida; Strongylidae
Source: the annotation of a GenBank genome assembly